UUUCAGAAUUCGCAAACUGCGGUCGCCCCUUUAAAUAAAUACUAAAUCUAAACCAAGAGCGCGAAAAAGAAAACAAAACAAACGGCACAUUUAAUUAGUAUAAAUACUAUACUCGAGAAAAAUAUUUAAAAUAUAUCUGAAAGAUAUAUUUCGAAAUAAACAACACACAGACAUCAUGUUCAGCAAAAGCCACAUCGUUUUGGCCAGCUCUCUGCUGUUGCUAAUCGCCCUGCCAGUAAUUCGCGCCGAUCUAAUGUGCUAUGUGUGCGAUGAUUGCGCCCAGCUUCCAAAGGACGCUCCUCUGCUUGCCUGCAAUGAGGACUUCUUCAAUCCGGGCGGCAGCACAGAAGCCUCCACGGUGACCACCACCACGACCACGGAAGCGAGCACCACCACGACGCAGGAAACGUCAGUGGCUCCUGUGGAAACAACAACAGCGAUAACGAGUGUUGAAACCGAUCCGCCCACUACAGAGUCCACAACGACCACGGUGGAAACUACUGUGACUAGCGAAGCCACAACCGACACCACUCAGAGCACCGAGGCCCCGAUUCCCACGCCAGCUACCGCAGGACCCGUGCAGACAACUACCGGAGUUCCCACGCCACCCGCCGAGGAUCUGGCUGCGCUAUCGGUGGCCUUGAACACCACCCGUCUGGUGCCGGUGGAGACGGAUGCGGAGACCACCACCCCGAUUCCCUCGUUGGCCAUCAGGCAGCGACGAGCGGUCGUCGACACCGGGGUCACCUAUCACUGCUACUCCGUUCAGGUUAAUGUGAACGGCUCAAUGACCACAGACCGUGGCUGCUCCCGUGUGACCACCAUGGAGGGCGUUUGCGAGCAGCUGAAGAUCCAGAACAACAACACGGAGCUGGCCAACUGCGAUCCCUGCAGUAUGAACGCCUGCAAUGGCAGUGCGACGCUUCAGAACUCCGUCCUGGCCUCCCUGCUUUUGGCCUUCGUGGCCUUUGCCCUGCAGCGCAACUAGGGAUUAGGUCAUCACCCCCAUUCACCCGGUGCUUUAAUCUAGUAUUCCUCGUUUCGCGAACACACACUCAUCGGUCCGCGCUCAUUGUUAAGUGAUUCGAAAAUUUAUGUAUUUUUUAAGAUCUACACAAAACACACAUGCACAAAAAACCGAAUAUCGAAAUAUAUACAACUGUAUUUGUAUACAAACUUAAUCUAACCAAAUGUAAAGCUUCAGGCGACUUAAUAAAUAAUAUGUAAUUAUUAAAUAAAA
Molecule: messenger RNA, 1240 nt
Organism: Drosophila takahashii
Lineage: Eukaryota; Metazoa; Arthropoda; Insecta; Diptera; Drosophilidae
Source: RefSeq, a predicted model, not a curated record